Camelus dromedarius (Arabian camel) is the source of this 8238-nucleotide messenger RNA. It is a transcript of the gene TRIM33, whose product is annotated as tripartite motif containing 33. The record is from RefSeq and is a predicted model, not a curated record. The coding region runs from base 118 to 3501 and encodes 1127 amino acids. The transcript is spliced from 20 exons. Gene Ontology annotation, cellular component: chromatin. Gene Ontology annotation, molecular function: zinc ion binding; protein binding. NCBI's taxonomy places the organism in Eukaryota, Metazoa, Chordata, Mammalia, Artiodactyla, Camelidae.
UUGCUUGCUCGCUCUCGGCGGCCGCUCUUGCUGCGGCUGCGGCUGGGGCUGGGGGCGGCGGCGGCGGCGGCGGCGGCGGGCGGCGCGGGGCGGUCCGGCGGGUUCAAAGAGGAAAACAUGGCGGAAAACAAAGGCGGCGGCGAGGCUGAGAGCGGCGGCGGGGGCAGCGGCAGCGCGCCGGUAACUGCCGGGGUCGCUGGGCCCGCGGCGCAGGAGGCGGAGCCGCCUCUCGCCGCGGUUCUGGUGGAGGAGGAGGAGGAGGAAGGCGGCAGGGCCGGCGCGGAGAGCGGCGCGGCCGGGCCCGACGACGGGGGGGUGGCCGCGGCCUCCUCGGUCUCGGCCCCGGCUGCUACAGCCCCUGCAACCUCGGUGGGCCCUGGAGUUCCCGGAGGGGCGGUAUCGACGCCGGCCCCAGCUCCAGCCUCGGCUCCCGCUCCGGGUCCCUCGGCGGGGCCGCCGCCUGGACCGCCAGCCUCGCUCCUGGACACCUGCGCGGUGUGUCAGCAGAGCCUGCAGAGCCGGCGUGAGGCGGAGCCCAAGCUGCUGCCCUGUCUUCACUCCUUCUGCCUGCGCUGCCUGCCCGAGCCCGAGCGCCAGCUCAACGUGCCCAUUCCGGGGGGCAGCAACGGCGACAUCCAGCAAGUUGGUGUAAUACGGUGCCCAGUAUGCCGCCAAGAAUGCAGACAGAUAGACCUUGUGGAUAAUUAUUUUGUGAAAGAUACAUCUGAAGCUCCUAGCAGUUCUGACGAGAAAUCAGAACAGGUAUGUACUAGUUGUGAAGACAAUGCAAGUGCAGUUGGAUUUUGUGUGGAAUGUGGAGAGUGGCUAUGUAAGACAUGUAUUGAAGCACAUCAGAGAGUAAAAUUCACUAAAGAUCACCUGAUCAGGAAGAAAGAAGAUGUCUCAGAGUCUGUUGGAGCAUCUGGUCAGCGCCCUGUUUUCUGCCCUGUACACAAACAAGAACAGUUGAAACUUUUCUGUGAAACAUGUGAUAGACUGACGUGUAGAGACUGUCAGCUGUUGGAACACAAAGAACAUAGAUAUCAGUUUUUGGAAGAAGCUUUUCAAAACCAGAAAGGUGCAAUUGAGAAUCUACUGGCUAAACUUCUUGAGAAGAAGAAUUACGUUCAUUUUGCAGCGACUCAGGUGCAGAAUAGGAUAAAAGAAGUAAAUGAGACUAACAAACGAGUAGAACAGGAAAUUAAAGUGGCCAUUUUCACCCUUAUCAAUGAAAUUAAUAAGAAAGGAAAAUCUCUCUUACAGCAGCUAGAGAAUGUUACAAAAGAGAGACAGAUGAAGUUGCUACAGCAGCAGAACGACAUCACAGGCCUUUCCCGGCAGGUGAAGCAUGUAAUGAACUUUACAAACUGGGCUAUUGCGAGUGGCAGCAGCACAGCACUGCUGUACAGCAAGCGACUGAUUACUUUUCAAUUGCGCCAUAUUUUGAAAGCACGGUGUGAUCCUGUCCCUGCUGCUAAUGGAGCAAUACGUUUCCAUUGUGAUCCCACCUUCUGGGCAAAGAAUGUAGUCAAUUUAGGUAAUCUAGUAAUAGAGAGUAAACCAGCUCCUGGUUAUACUCCUAACGUUGUAGUUGGGCAAGUUCCUCCAGGGACAAACCACAUUAGUAAAACCCCUGGACAGAUUAACUUAGCACAGCUUCGACUUCAGCACAUGCAACAGCAAGUGUACGCACAGAAACACCAGCAGCUGCAGCAGAUGAGGAUGCAGCAGCCGCCUGCACCUGUUCCAACGACAACAGCAGCCACACAGCAGCUCCCCAGGCAGGCCGCCCCUCAGAUGUUACAGCAGCAGCCUCCAAGAUUGAUCAGUGUGCAAGCAAUGCAAAGAGGCAACAUGAACUGUGGAGCUUUCCAAGCCCAUCAGAUGAGAUUGGCUCAGAAUGCUGCCCGAAUACCAGGGAUACCCAGGCACAGCGGCCCUCAGUAUUCCAUGAUGCAGCCACACCUCCAAAGACAACACUCAAACCCAGGGCAUGCUGGACCCUUUCCUGUUGUGUCAGUGCACAACAACCCAGUCAAUCCAACCAGCCCUACUACAGCUACAAUGGCAAAUGCAAAUCGAGGUCCCACCAGCCCAUCUGUUACAGCAAUAGAACUAAUUCCCUCAGUUACCAAUCCAGAAAACCUUCCAUCGCUGCCAGAUAUUCCACCCAUACAGUUGGAAGAUGCUGGUUCAAGUAGUUUAGAUAAUCUACUAAGUAGAUACAUCUCAGGCAGUCACCUACCCCCACAGCCCACAAGCACCAUGAAUCCCUCCCCAGGACCCUCUGCCCUGUCUCCAGGAUCAUCAGGUUUAUCCAAUUCUCACACACCUGUGAGACCCCCUAGUACUUCUAGUACUGGUAGUCGAGGCAGCUGUGGGUCGUCAGGAAGAACUGCUGAAAAAACAAGUCUUAGUUUCAAGUCUGAUCAAGUGAAGGUCAAGCAAGAACCUGGCACUGAAGAUGAAAUAUGCAGCUUUUCAGGAGCCGUGAAACAAGAAAAGACAGAGGAUGGCAGGAGGAGUGCCUGCAUGUUGAGUAGUCCUGAGAGUAGCUUGACACCACCUCUCUCUACCAACCUGCAUCUGGAGAGUGAGUUGGAUGCAUUAGCAAGCCUGGAAAACCACGUGAAAACUGAACCUACAGACACGAAUGAAAGCUGCAAACAGUCAGGGCUCAAUAGCCUCGUCAAUGGAAAGUCCCCAAUUCGAAGCCUCAUGCACAGGUCCACAAGGAUUGGAGGAGAUGGCAACAGCAAAGAUGAUGACCCAAAUGAAGACUGGUGUGCUGUCUGCCAAAAUGGAGGGGAUCUCUUGUGCUGUGAAAAGUGUCCAAAGGUCUUUCAUCUAACUUGUCAUGUUCCAACACUUCUUAGCUUUCCAAGUGGAGACUGGAUAUGCACAUUUUGCAGAGAUAUUGGGAAACCAGAAGUUGAAUAUGAUUGUGAUAACUUGCAACAUACUAAGAAGGGGAAAACUGCACAGGGGUUAAGUCCCGUGGACCAAAGGAAAUGUGAACGUCUUCUGCUUUACCUCUAUUGCCAUGAAUUAAGUAUUGAAUUCCAGGAACCAGUUCCUGCUUCGAUACCAAACUACUAUAAAAUUAUAAAGAAACCAAUGGAUUUAUCCACCGUGAAAAAGAAGCUGCAAAAAAAACAUUCCCAACACUACCAAAUCCCAGAUGACUUUGUGGCUGAUGUUCGUUUGAUCUUCAAGAACUGUGAAAGGUUUAAUGAAAUGAUGAAAGUUGUUCAAGUUUAUGCAGAAACACAAGAGAUUAAUUUGAAGGCUGAUUCAGAAGUAGCUCAGGCAGGGAAAGCAGUUGCAUUGUACUUUGAAGAUAAACUCACAGAGAUCUACUCAGACAGGACCUUCGCACCUUUGCCAGAGUUUGAGCAGGAAGAGGAUGAUGGUGAGGUAACUGAGGACUCUGACGAAGACUUUAUACAGCCCCGCAGAAAACGCCUAAAGUCAGAUGAGAGACCAGUACAUAUAAAGUAAAAUGAUAUGAACUUAAAUCAAUUGUUUAAAAAGAAAGAAAGAAAGAAAAGAAAAACUUUUAUUUAAGUGUUGCUGGAAUAUCCUGCCUACAGUGGGCACCUCCUUGAAGAAACUGAUAGCUUUUACACAGUGUUAGAUUGAAAUAAUGGACAGAAAACACAUUCUUGUCAAGAAAAGGGGAGAGGACUCUAUUUGCAACUUUAAAAGUAAAAACAAAAGCAAAAGUGAAGUGAUUUGAAGAUUUCUGUUACUAAAGAGGACUCAUUGUUAGAAUGGGCAGACAUUGACGAUCAUUUGGUGUUGACUGGUGCAGGAUACUGAGUGUUCGAGUACUUGAGGAUCAUGUUGCUUAUUAAAUUAUCUCUUUGGACUAAAGUGCAGUUAUUAAAACAACUUUAUGCCUCCCCCUCCACACACAUACUGGCUUAUUUUCUACUUAAAAAUCAAGUUGUUCAGAUUCCACUUUGAUGUCAGUGCAGAUGUGCCCUACAUCAUGCCAUUAUAUAUUUUUUUUUCUGAUUUUGAUGCUGUUGGGCCUUAGUUUUUAUAUUGGUUUAAAGAACUCAACAGUAGUUUAAUUUUCUAUUCAUAGUUAAGAGUCUAGGAAACACAACCAUUGAUCGUCAUUUAAUCACCUUUAAUGGUCCACUGAAAUAAAUAUAGUAACUUUUCAGUAGCAGAUCAUGUAAUUACAGUAGUCAUUUCCAGAAGACACUUCACAGAAUUGCACUUCGCAAUCAAAUCAUCGGAUCAUACAGUUAUUCCCAUGAAAGGCAGAAUGUUUGAAAAUUGAAAAUAAUGCAGUUUUCUGUACAUUUAACAUUUGUUUGAGAAGGUGACAACUGGCUCUUAUCCAGUCUUCCCUCAUAUCAGUUUUCUGAUAGACCACUAUUGGCAAACAGUAAUCUGUCAACUACCAAAUGUGUAAAAUUUUCUGUAUUUCACUUUGUCUUAUUUGUAAAUAGUGAACUAAAACUUCUGGCAGAUCAGCAACAUUUGCUGAGCCUGUUUUUUAAGCUAAUAUGUAUUCUUACUAAUGUUCCUAUCAAGAAUGGAUUUGUAAUAUAUGCUGUCUAUUUCUAAUGUUCACAUUCAUAUUUUGAGGUUCUAUCUUAUUUUAAUAGAGAACAGACUUCUCAGAAAAUCUUCAAGAAGCAGCUUAUAUUAAAAUAUCAAAAUAUUGAAAUAAACCCGGUGGGGUUAGAUUACUCAUCCGUCCACCAAGUGGGACAUUUGCAUGGACUAGGGGCUUAAAGGACUUAGAAGAGACCUGUAAGUAUAUCCUGAAAAUGAGCCAAUCAAUCCCCACUUGAAUGGUUACUGGAGUAAACCCACCUUUACUACUCUGAUUUCAGCACCCAAGGCAGAUAAACCACCUUGGCUCUGUUUCAUUUUUCUUCUCUUCAUUUGUGAUGCUCAGAUCCAAGAUGUGUGUUCUAGACUGUGCACAGGCUUCUCUUUUGUUGGGUUAAAAAUUUUAGUCCUACUUUUGUAUGGACAUGUUAGAAUGUAAAGUGACCAAAAUAGAAGACUUGCCAUUAGAUAUUUUUCAGAUGUCAGCAGAUUUGUGGCAAAUCAUUUUUGCCUUUUUAAAAAUUCAGCAUAAACAGCUCAGACAGUAGACUACUCAGAAAAAAGUUGACAUAAUUGUCUAAGAGGUAAAUAUUUUUUAGUGCGUAUUGAAUCAAAUAAAGUGCUAUAAAGAAAUUAUUAUACAAAUUUCUUUGGGUUUUUCUUUUAACAAAUGGUGGGGGUAAACAUGAAUAUGAGUCAAGCCUUUUGAUGGUGUGUUGGUUUUAUUAUUGCUGUUGACUUAUUUCAUUCUGUGACUCUCUUUUAGCUUCUUUUUUAGUUUUGUUAUAAGUUAAAACAGUUUGGUAUAUGUUUUAAAGUUCAUCAUUUUUCUCAAAUUUCAAAAUCUUAAGUUUUCUUACAAGAAGGAGAAAAUUGUUUUAAAACGUUUUUUUUUUAUCAGAGCGUGUUUCCUCUUCCCCAGCACAUCAUGAUUUCAGUUUAUCAGGAGACUUACAUAAGGGCACAUUUUUGGAAAGAGAUGCGUAACAGUAUAACUUCACUUUGCCAAGCCAUCAAGUUCUAAUACUUCAUGUUUGCUCUUCAUAUGAAUCCUUUUUAUGCUUCUUAGAUAAUAAGUACUACCAACAGGGUUGGAAAAACAAAAUUCUAAGUAAAUAUUUAUUUCUUGGUAUCUGAGGCCUUAAAAGGUAAGAUGUUCCCUUCAAAACAUUUCCAUGUUAGAUGGAGUUUUUCGGGUUUUUUCUUUUAAUUUAAAAUUGGUUCUUUAAAAGCCACUUAUUGUCAGCAUUUACUAGGCUCCAUUUCUGUUAACAGAAGAUAAUUUAUACUGCUGAAGAAUUACUAUUAAAUUGUAUAACUGUCAACAAACCACCAUUAAAUGAAGAUGUUCACCUUAGAGUUCAUUAAGAUUUUUCUUGCACAUUAAUCAUUGUGUUUAUAAGCCAAUUUGUUUAGCAGUAACUAAAAAAAUACAAAAACUUAAAUUGAUAUUCAGAUAAUCUUAGCAUGUUUUCCUGUUAAUUUGUUUAAAAAAGACAAGAAUCGAGUAUCAAUCCCUGAAAAGCAGUUUGGUUUAAAGGCAGUGUUUUAGAUUUGGAGAUAUUAAAUAUUUCCUUAAAGGCUUACAAAGUUUUCACCAUACUUUAUUGCUUUCAUUUCCCCUCAGAACACUAAGAACAAAGUGUCCCUCAGCGUGUUCCAUUGGCCUAAAUUUUUAUUUUUUAGCAGUUGGCUCAGCUGAUUCACUGAGUGAAGGAAUUGCUUCGGAUUGCUUUGCAAGGUGAAGUGUGUGUGUUCCAAAGUAUGGUUAAAUUGUAGGUCAUGCUCUAUAUAGAAACAUCAACUCGUUACCACGGAGAAAGGUUAAGGCAUUGUAUCCACUGUUGAAGUUAUUCUUUUUUGGAAUCAACAAGGUACCUUCUGACUUCCAUUUCUUAUAAGGGAAUUUUAAACUCUGAUUUUUUGUUGUAACAGUUUUGAGAUUUUCAGUUAAUCCAAAGAAAUAAUGCUUUUAAAUACAAGCAAAGGGUUUAUAGUGUGGAAAUUAUAGAUUUAUUAAUUACCUCAGCAGGUAUCCUGCCAUGUAACUAUUAGUGAUUAGUUUUAAUUAGCCAGUAGAUUUAGGGUUUCUGACUCAGCCCUUGGGCUGUAGCCUACCAUAUGUUAAAUAGUCUCUUAGUAUUCAAAAUGGGAGUAGCUGCUCUCCCUUGGCCUUUUAAGUCCCUUACCCACUCACAUACAACACAUGAAGUAUAAAAAUCUCAUUUCUUGAAGUCAGCACUGCUUAUUUGUGUAUUUAACAUUGGAUCAGUGAGUAGUUUUAUAAAAUCCAUCCACCCCAACUUCUCUGAUUAAAACAAUCAAGUUCUUAAUUCAUCCCAUGAAUUCUUAAUUCAUCCCGUCUAUAUUAAUAGUCUGCUGGAGGUGAUCCAAAGCUUAAGGUAUAUCACAGUGUGAUCACAUACCAGACCUGGAUGCUUUAUUUCCCAUGGUUAUCUCCUCCUCGAUAAAGCAAUAACACUGCUUUAAGUCUGUUGCCUAAUAGCAUGUCAUAAUCCUCCUGGAUGGUGAUUUUAUAGGAAAGUUUGUAUGCAUAUCACCCAGUCUAUCUUUUAAAAAUUAAGAAAUUUAAAUGUAUGCUGGAGCUAAUGACUAUAUUGUGGCAUUUUAUUUUAAAAAUUGGGGAAAGUUGCAUAUUUUUUUAAAAGUAGGCAUUUGAGUAAAAAAAAUUGAAGGUACUUUUUUAAGAAAAAAUUUAUAUGCCACAGUUUAUGUAGACAUUUCAGAUUUCAACACGUACUCUUGGAUAUAAUGGUUUCUUUUACUUGGUCAAAUGCAUGUAUAGCAUUUCUUCCAUCUUAGUUUCUUGUGUUUGCCUUUGUGGUCUUUUAUAUAUUUUUUUAUUGUGUCUGAGAAACAAAAUUAUCUUCAAAAAUUAGUCAAUUUGGAUACAUUUAUUAUAAUCAAACUACAAAAUGUGCAAAAUUACAUUUAGCCCUUUUCUAGCAAGUGAUCUUAAAAGAACAGCAUUUUUAAUUUUGAUUUUUAAAUUCACCAAAUUUGUGUGUGGGAAGGCACUGAAAUGAUUUUGUAAGUGCCACUGCAAUAUUCCCUUUCAAGUGUGGCCUAAAUUUCGGUCUUAAGAACGAAAUGCAUGUCUGCUCCUGGUUUGAGAGAUGUAGGCAUUAACUAUGUUUUAAAUCACAGUGAAAUAUGUAAAUACGCCUAUAAAAAAUUUUGUGCAAUCUGAAAGCCUGUUAAUUUUCUAUGUAGACAUACCUACACACGAAAGGGUUAAAUUCACAGCCUUACUAGUUCCUUGCUUCCAGUAUUUCAGCUCGUCUCCUCCCCUCAUUAUUACCAUUACUACAACUACUAUUAUUUUUGCACAUAGUUAACUAUCCUUCAGUAUGAUUCUGAAAGAAAAAGUGCUGUUUCUGUGGUAUUGUAUUCUCUAAAUAAUCAUAUUUAAUUUUUUAAACAAAGUUACAGUUUCUAAUUGUUCCCUUCCUGUGUUUUUUGCUGGUGUGUAAUAAAAGCAAGCUUUUCCUUUCCUGGUUAUUUAAUGCAUUCGCUGCCUGUAAAUAUUUCUUGUUACAAUGCUCUGGAACGUGUUGUAGAAGUUGUAUUAGAUCAGUUUAAAGCCUUGUUUGAAAGCCACAUUGUUUUGGUUAUUUCUAUUAAAUUAGAAAAUUGAAAACA